ACAGGGAGGGGUGGGCAGUGCGGGGCACGGAACCGAGCAGCAGCAGUCAGCAGGCAGUGCUCAGCCAAACCCCUCACAUCCCCAUCCCCACCCAGGGCUCUGCCCCACCACUGCCAACCUGCUGGGGGUGGCACGCAGGAGGCAUGCAGGAGCCGUAGAUCUGUGCCUCUGCAGCACCAGCAGCCCGGAGACAGUGAGCAGCAAAACAGGGGAACCUAAUGGUCCCUGAAUGAAAUAAUACUUGGGCAGACAAGCACUGCGACAGCCCUAAUUAAUAACAGAUAUGAACGUGGCUGUCAACACGGGCUGGCGAGGAGCCAGCGGGGUCCAAGACUCACGCAGGUGGGGUAGGCACCUGUCCGCAUCCCCUGCCCCCACCCCGUGCCCCAUGGCUCCACUUGUGGCUGUUGGUCCCACAGGGUCCCCCACUCCUGGGGCAGAGACCAUGGCAGGAGCUGGCUCUGUCCUGCUGGGACCCAUUGCUGGGUUAGGUUUACCAAUUCAAAGUGCCCCCCUCCUUGAUUUUCAUAUCUGAAGUGAAAACCUCCCUGGUAAAGCCUUGGAGAAGGAAGCGAACAGAGCACUGAUGGGCAACAGUUCAAUCCCUGCCCUGCUGAGGGCUGAUCCAGGUUGUGGUGGCAGCAAGGAUGAGUGUGCAGUGCAGGGGGACAUAGGAGUGCUGCGGGAUGCUCCUGUUGCCAGCUCCAUGCCGGGGAUGCAGACAGGAGGGUUGGACAUGGGGAGCACAGCCAUAGAGCUGUUGGGGGCCUGCCCGCUGCUGGGGAGGUUCAGUGCUGGGGUGUUUGGGGAGCAGACAAAGAAUGGGACUUGUGGGUGCUAUGGGGGCAGUGCCUUGGCCCUGCUGCCCGCGCCGUCCUGCAGUACCGCCGUCCCGGCUGCGCUGGCAGCGCAUCUGGCUGGCGCGUCCCCGAGCAGCUGAGUCAGCACGGGAAGGCGAUGCGAGGCUGUGAAUGACUUGCAGAUAUGUGCGGGGCUGGUUGGCUGCAUGUGGUCCCCACCGUGCCCCCAGUGCAGGCCCUGCUCUCCCUGCAGGUGUGGACGCAAGGCAGGUGGGGGAUUGUGGCUAGCAGCACGGCCCCCUCCUUCCCUCCCCUCCCCAGCGUCCCUCCGCACCAUAAAUCGGCUGCACAUACAAUUAAGGAGCUUGUCUGCACGGUCUGAGCCACAGAUGUAUUUCAUGGGCGAGAGGUGGUUGUAAAGCAUCCGCAGGGGCUGCCAGUGCUGUGCUCGGCCACCUGCACGGAGUGCACGUGUGUGGGGGGGGAGUUUGCAGAGGGCUGUGGGCAGGAGAGACCCCCCCAUACCCCGUGGCAGCCCCAGCCCUGAGCAGCCCUCAGCACAGGUGCAGCUCACCUCGUCUGACCGGGGCAGCCAGGCCAGCUGCGUUACAGCAAAGGGGCUAAUCAAAUAUUUAGCAGUUAAUUGAUGCCUGCCUGCUGUUUGCCAAGGGGCAGCUGACAUCUCUGCCCUCCGGCCCUGCUGCCUCCUCCGUGGUGCCCUCCCGGCUGGGCUCCAAGCACGCAGGAUGCUGCCCCACUACCCGAUAAGCACAGCUUUCUCUGCAGUGGUUUGGUUGUUCUUUGCCCCGUGCUGCCCUCCAACCCGAGGGCUGCCCUGGCUUCCAUCACCACGAGGUGAUGCGUGGGGUCCCCUGCCCAUCCCCACCGCAGCACCGCCUUGGUCUCUGCCAUGCCGUGUGCUCCAGCCCGUUCUCCCGCUGCCUGAGCCCCAGCAAAAGGGGGGUAACCAGGACGCCACGGCUCCGCCUGACGCGAUGGCACAGCCCUACCCCCCGGCCCAGUAUCCCCCGCCCCCCCAGAACGGCAUCCCCGCAGAGUACGCGCCGCCGCACCCCCACCCCACGCAGGACUAUUCGGGGCAAAGCACAGUACCGGAGCACGCCAUGACCCUCUACACACCAGCACAGAGCCACGCCGAGCAGCCGGGCUCCGACGCCAGCACACAGUCCAUAGCAGGGACGCAGACAGUACCGCAGACAGACGAGGCGGCACAGACAGACAGCCAGCAGCUACAUUCCUCAGACAACACAGACAAGCAGCAGCCCAAGAGGUUACACGUCUCCAACAUCCCCUUCCGAUUCCGGGACCCCGACCUGCGGCAAAUGUUUGGGCAAUUUGGGAAGAUCCUCGAUGUGGAGAUCAUUUUCAAUGAACGGGGCUCCAAGGUGAACAACGCCACAGCCCGGGUGAUGACGAACAAGAAGACUGCAAACCCCUACACUAACGGCUGGAAGCUGAACCCAGUGGUGGGAGCUGUCUACGGCCCCGAGUUCUAUGCAGUAACGGGGUUCCCAUACCCUGCCACGGGGACAGCUGUGGCCUACCGAGGGGCACACCUACGGGGACGAGGACGCGCCGUCUACAACACGUUCCGGGCUGCACCCCCACCGCCGCCCAUCCCCACCUAUGGCGCGGUUGUCUACCAGGACGGGUUCUAUGGAGCAGAAAUCUACGGGGGCUAUGCCGCCUACAGAUACGCGCAGCCUGCGGCCGCAGCAGCAGCAUACAGCGACAGUUACGGCCGAGUGUACGCAGCCGCAGACCCCUACCACCACACCAUCGGCCCCGCCGCCACGUACAGCAUCGGCACCAUGGCUAGUCUAUACCGAGGAGGGUACAGCCGCUUCACUCCCUACUAGCAAGACAGACCCAGCCCCUCACAGCACUAACACUGACCGCUCACUAGAAACCAAACCAGGCAGACUAAGCAGAGGCAGAGCCUCCCGGAGGAACCGAGCCCUGCCUGCGGGCUCUGCCCCGCGAUAGGUUCACCUCGAGCCACUCCGCCGCAGCCUCCAUCCCACCCAGCCCGGGCGUAGCGCUGCUGGGGGGCGGCUGGGAGUGGAACUAUGGGACUGUGGGUGCUGCCCUGCUCGGGGCGAGGGCUUGGCCCCAUAGGUGAGGCAGGGGUGGGGGUGGGGGGCUGUGUUGGGGCCGGCGGCUCCCACGAAAGCUCUGCCUUUCUGUUUUCUG
Phasianus colchicus (ring-necked pheasant) is the source of this 3014-nucleotide messenger RNA. RefSeq names its product RNA binding fox-1 homolog 3 (gene RBFOX3). Lineage: Eukaryota; Metazoa; Chordata; Aves; Galliformes; Phasianidae. The record is from RefSeq and is a predicted model, not a curated record. Gene Ontology annotation, cellular component: nucleus; cytoplasm. Gene Ontology annotation, biological process: regulation of alternative mRNA splicing, via spliceosome; nervous system development. Gene Ontology annotation, molecular function: mRNA binding.